AUGCAGCAACAGUCGAAUAAUCGAUGGUCAGGUGACAGUGGUAGCGGAAAUACUGAGCCUUUACGGACCAAGGAAGAUCGAUUACGGAACCACCAGCGAUACUUGGACAGGAGGACGCAGCCGCAGGCACCAAGGAUGGCUACAGCGAAACCAGACGACAUGUGCUUCUAUUGCCAUGGCUUUGGUCAUCAUACGCAUGCCUGCGAGUUGAAGAAGGCUGAUUUGGAAGAGAGCAGCCCUGUGGUUGGGCCCAACGCUGACGUCCACAACAACAACUCUGAUAACGGUGCGGGAAACGAAUCCAGGAUGUAG
Messenger RNA from Phytophthora nicotianae INRA-310, 312 nucleotides. RefSeq lists its product as hypothetical. Gene Ontology annotation, molecular function: nucleic acid binding; zinc ion binding. The record is from RefSeq and is a predicted model, not a curated record. Lineage: Eukaryota; Oomycota; Peronosporomycetes; Peronosporales; Peronosporaceae. The transcript has a single exon. The coding region runs from base 1 to 312 and encodes 103 amino acids.